AACCCUCCUCAAUUAAUCGCAAUUCAGAAAACCCUAAAGCAAAAGAGGCUUUGUUGAUGUCUCUGGUCCCAAUUGCACAGGCUCAGCCCAUGGAAUCAGAGUCUCCAGUUGGUUUUGAUGUGCUCAAAAUUGAUGAAGGUAUUGCUAAAGGAUCACUAGAAUUUGAAGAGUGGACAACGCUUAUUUCAGAGAUUGAGAAAUUGUAUCCUGAUGACAUUCAAAAAAUAUGCUUAGUUUAUGACUCCUUCUUGUCUGAGUUUCCCUUAUGCCAUGGAUACUGGAGGAAGUACGCUGAGCAUAAGACACGCUUAUGCACUGUUGACAAGGUUGUUGAAAUCUUUGAACGAGCUGUCCAAUCAGCACCGUACUCUGUUGGUGUGUGGGUUGAUUUCUGUAGCUUCAGUAUAUCAGUUUUUGAGGAUCCAUCUGAUAUUCGUAGAUUGUUUCAAAGGGGCAUGUCCUUUGUUGGGAAAGAUUACUCGUGCCAUACUUUGUGGGACAAAUACAUUCAAUUUGAGUUUUCUCAGCAGCAAUGGAGUUCACUAGCACACAUUUACAUGCAAGCUCUGCGAUUCCCAAGCAGGAAGUUGCAUCACUAUUAUGAUUGUUUUAAGAAGUUGGUUGCCUUUUUGGAAAAGGAGAUGGAAUGCCAGAGCAUUUCUGCUGUUGAAAAAUUAGAAGCAGAGCCUGUGCUUGAUAACAAAGUGUCAAUAUGUUUUAAGAAUGACGAGAUUUCUUCAAUCGUAAAAGACCUAUUGGAUUCAUCUGCUGGCAUUGCAAGAUCUAAAGCACUGCAGAAAUAUCUGUUAGUGGGAGAAUGGUUAUACAAGGAAGCAUGCCAGUUGGCUGAAAAAAUUUCCUGCUUUGAAGCUAAUAUUCGGAGGUCUUAUUUCCAUGUCAAGCCUCUAGAUGCCAGCCAAAUGGAUAAUUGGCAUUGCUAUCUGGACUUUGUUGAGAUGCAAGGAGAUUUUGACUGGGCUGUUAAACUUUAUGAGAGGUGCUUGAUUCCCUGUGCCGGUUAUCCUGAAUUCUGGAUGCGUUACGUGAAAUUCAUGGAAUCUAAGGGAGGAAGAGAAAUAGCCAAUCAUGCUAUGGACCGAUCAACACUAAUUUUUUUGAAAGGAGUCCCAGUGAUCCAUCUUUUCAAUUCCAGGUUUAAGGAGCAAAUAGGAGAUGUGUUUGGGGCCCGCGCCUCUUUUCUGAAGUGUGAGGCAGACUCAGAUUCCAACUUUGUGGAAAAUGCUAAAAUGAAGGCGAACAUGGAAAAGCGGCUGGGAAAUUUUGAAGCGGCUUCUAAUGUAUAUAAAGAAGCACUAGAAAUGGCUGCUAUGAAGAAAAUGUUGCAUUCUCUUCCCAUUUUAUAUGUUCAUUUUUCUCGACUUACAUAUACGAGUACUGGUAGUGCAGAUGCUGCUAGAGAUAUCUUAGUGGACGGCAUCAAACAUGUGCCUAACUGCAAAUUACUUCUAAAGGAGCUGAUAAAUUUCACAAUGAUGCAUGAAGGGCCAAGGCACAUAAAUGUGGUAGAGUCUGUUAUAGCUAAUGCAAUAUCUCAAGGGCCAGGUGUAUCUCAAGGACUGGAUGCGAAAGAUGCGGAGGAUAUUUCAAGCUUAUAUUUAGAGUUUGUUGACCUUUGUGGAACCAUCCAUGAUUUAACAAGGGCAUGGAACCGGCACAUAAGAUUGUUUCCACACUCUCUAAGGACAGCUUCUUCUAAGCACCCAACUACCGAUGCAAAAGCCUUGAAACUGGCUAAGGAAGUAAGAGAAGAAACUUUUGAUUCUAGUUCUGGCCUCUUGAUCCAGCUGCCUUUAGAAGACGAUAAAAUGUCACCAACUGAAAGUCCUGAUACCCAGGCUCCAACUAACAUAUCAGAAGAGAGACUACCAUCUUUAGACAAUAAUGAUAAUCAGUUUGAGUCGGUUACCAUUGACCAACUUCAAUCAAGUGAAGCUGAUAACAGCUUACAGGAAAGAUUAGAACAGGAAUCUCCAAAAGUUUCUGAAUGGCCCAGAGGCAAUAGUCCCGAACCAAAUGUGCCAUUAGUACAAGGAGAACAGCUAUCUCUGAAAGUUCCUCAGCAGCGAAGAGAUUCUCCUGAACCAAGUGUGUCAUCUUUGGAUUUAAUACGAAUUAAACAUGCAUCUCAAGAAGUUUCCAAGCAGCCUAGAGAAGAUACUUACAAACAAAAUGUUUCAUCCGUAGACCUAGUUAGUAAUGUCGCUAACGGAACUGAAUUUGUGCAAGCUUCUCAAGAAUACUUAAAAGAGUAUGAUGUUCAGAAACAGUGUGAACAUGAUAUGAAGCCACCUUCAUUGGAGAAUCUCUCCUUGAACACUCAGAAUGAUACAUCUCCAGAUUCUGUUCCCUCUACAUCUCACAAGCGGGAAGCUCCUGAAGAAACCUGUGUGUCAAAUGGAAGCAUGAGAGAGAGCAGUUGUAAUGCUAGUCCAGAUGCUUCCUUGUACGGCCUAUUAGAUACUCAAGCUUCUGCCAGAACUGAAAUUGAAGUGGUUAAUUCCUCAUCUUCAAUGAGCCAUCAAAAUCUUAUUCCAACACAGGCACUCAGACAGCCACAGUUUGCUGCAAAUAUUGGUGGAAGCUGGCGUCAAAAGAAUAAUUCUGAUAGAUUUCAUAGAAAUUCUAAAUUUGGUUUUCGUGGCCAGCAUUCACAGCGAAAACCGCGUCAACAGCGGCAGGAGUCUCCUCAACAGUACUCACAGGCUGAAAUGGAUCCCCAAAUACCCCAAGGUUAUUCUAGUCAGCCUUUGCCUUCUCUAAAUACACAAGUUCAGCAAAGCAGCGAAGCACAAAAUCAGUACCAAGCAGCAGCUGCUCAAACUAAUAUACCAACGCAGCAUGCCUGGCCUACACAAAACAAGCAGCAACAGAGUUUUGCCACUGCAUCUCAGUCUCAACUGCCAGCUCCUCAUGCUUCUUCUCAGACAUCUCAAUAUCCAAUGCAAAGUAAUGGGCAGUAUGGGCAUAUGCAAAAUAGCGAAUAUAAUCAGAUGUGGCAGUAUUAUUACUACCAGCAACAGCAGUUUCUUCUACAACAACAGCAGCUGCAACUGCAACAGCAGCAGCAGCAACAGCCCCAGCAGCAGCAGUAUCAGCAGCAACUGCAACAACAUUACCAUCAACAACCAUCCUUUCAGCAUGAGCAACAGCUUCAGCAACAACAACUACAAUACAAUCACCAGCAACAGUUUCAGUUCCAACAACAAUUUCUGCAGCAGCAACAACAGCAUCUAUUUUACCUACAGCAGCAACAACAGCAGCCACUACAACAUCAACAGCAGCAGCCAUUGCAGCAGCAACAGCAGCUGCCACUGCAGGAGCAACAGCAGCUGCCACUGCAGCAGCAACAGCAGCCACCUCUACAGGAGGAACAGCAACAAGAACUAGAACAGAAAGAACACCAGCAACAUAAUACUCCAUCAGAGGUCCAAACAUAGAAUGUUAACAUCAACAAGAUGUUAUUAGAAGCUGUAUUAUGUGAACAAUUACUUGGCCAAAAUAAAAUAUAUAUUAUUAGAUCAACGACUUUUUUACU
Molecule: messenger RNA, 3556 nt
Organism: Corylus avellana
Lineage: Eukaryota; Viridiplantae; Streptophyta; Magnoliopsida; Fagales; Betulaceae
Gene: PRP39-2
Product: Tetratricopeptide repeat (TPR)-like superfamily protein
Biological process (GO): RNA processing; mRNA 5'-splice site recognition
Cellular component (GO): commitment complex; U2-type prespliceosome; U1 snRNP
Molecular function (GO): pre-mRNA 5'-splice site binding; protein binding
Source: RefSeq, a predicted model, not a curated record